AUGGCAGAAUCGACAGGCUCGCCAGAGCUCAACGGCUGUCUGGUGGCAUUGGAAGGUCCAGCAAGACUGGUAGCGACCCAGUUGCGCCUUCUGCCCACCUCACCUCGCAUCCUCAUCCUCCCCGCCCUCCAACACUACCUCGGCAACAUCAACAAAGACGACUACCCUGACGCCACCCAGCUCAUCCACAGGGUCCAUGUCGCCGCCCAAAAACGACAUGCCGAAGCCCAAGAGUUCCUGCAGCAAUCCACACCCGAGGAAGGGCGCAUCGUGUUCACACACGGGGGCACAGUCGGAGCCCACGCGCUAUGUCUCUCGGCGAUCAGCAAGCAACAAACCAGCGGCAACGUCGAGGAGGCAGAUCUGGUGUUUUGCCAACUGGCUAGCAAAGGUGCUGCUCACCUUGCUAGGGAAGCCUCACGCCGUUGCGCCAAGAACCACGGUCCUUCGGUAGCGGCCUUGGAGAAAGUCAAGGUUGUUGCUGCUAGCCCGAGAUCUGCCGGUCUAGUGCCGCGACCGUUGCGUCUCAGGAAUGCCACGCCAUCGUUGCCAAAGGAGACUGUGCUUGUCCAGCAGGGAGAACGCCACAGUCCGUUUGAGGACCCUGUGACCAGGGCGAUGAGGGCGGCGGAUUUGCUGGAUAGGGAAACGGCUUUUUUGCAGCCGGCGGGUGGUAUCAGUGAGGUUGAUAUGACGGUCAGGAUUGUGGAGAUCAGGAAGAGGAAGGUUGUGAGGAGGAGCAUGAGCUUGUCGGUGGUGGACUCUGUCGCGGGGAGUGUAGUGCUGGGGGGAUCUAAGGGGUCGUCGUCGUCAGCGGCUUCGAGUGACGGGCGCGAUAACAAGAACGGGCUUAUUACGUCGCCUUGCUCAUCUUCUUGCGGAAAGACAUUGCCAUCAAGCACCCGACGAACGCCUCUGAGGAUUGAGAUUCCGUCGCCUCUUAUUAGGUGGACUGGAAUCAGGGAGGAGCCGCCGCCCCCCCUUGCUGAGGGGGACCAAUCCGACCCGUCGUUUUCUUCUCGAGGGUGUCGUGUUGAAAAUGAGAGGCCACGGUCGGCAGAUGACAAGCUGACGUUUGAAAAUAACUUGACGAGCCUUGGGAGGCAUUUGGGGGUGGACCGCGAUGAUGACAACAUGGGAGGUUACCACCGCUUGGGCUUGUUUGAGCAGUGGGGCCGAGGUCACAACGCCAAUCUCACCACCGAGCCACCACCGUCCGAUCACGAGAGCACCGCCGCCGCCGCCGCGACCGAGACCGACAAAACAUUUGAACCGGUGCUGCCGCUGAGGGAGGAUUUGGUAAUCCAUCUUUCUACACCCCAAUCGGACGAAUCGCUGGAUUUGGUAUUUCAGGGCUUUCAGAGAGGCGAUUAUACGGAUAGGAUGCCGGUUCGGACCACCGCCGCCCUUGACUCGGGGGUUUUGGAGAAGGGGUAUGAUAAUACGAGGAGGAUACUGGAGAGUUUGAGCCCGGGGGCUUUUGCGGAGGCGGCGGGUGAUGGGAGGAAGCAGAGUUGGGUUAAUGGUGGGUUGGUUCACGGGUUGCCGACGCCGGGGCAUUCGCCGACGCCUUCGGAGGCGAGGCCGGUGAGUGCGCUUGAGGGGGGUCAGCGGUUUUGGAGUUUGCCGGUUGGGGAGGAGACGUCGGUUGUGACGCAGAAUUCGCUGAGGUCCAUUCUUACUUCACAGUGCGCGCAGACGCGGACGGGGCGGCGGCGGCCGAGGUCGUCGGGGGAUGGGUCGGUGACGGAUAGCAUUUGGGACGAGCUUUCUGUGGUGAGCCGGUAUGUGAGGAAGGGCAAGGUUGACAUGAUGUUGGGAGUGGGUGGCGAGGUUGGGGUGAGCAAGGCUCGACUUGAUGAGGUGGUUCAACUACUUGAGAAGCUCGGUUGCAAAGAUGGUGUUUCUAGGACUGGGCGCGUGAGCCUGAGAGACCUCAUCGGCGCCGCAAUGCAAGCCUACACCGCCCAACCACUCUCCAAGCAAACCCAAGCAAACCCCUUUUCAGACCGAGCAGUCCUCGCGGCCUUGAUAAUCCCCUACAUCGAACGCUACCUCUGCUCCCGCCCUCAAGUCCGGUUCCUCCUCAUCGAAUACCCCUCCGAACACCUCGAAACCAUCCUCGCAGUCCAAAAACUCAUGGGGAACGAAAUCAUGAGAAUAGCCGGCGUCAUCAACGGGGACGCCUCGGCGCUCAACCGACCCUUCUCCCCACCGCCCAGCAUUGAAGUCUACAAAUCCUCCACUGCGCCCAUGUCACAAGAGGACUUUGGGAGCAUACUCGAAGCACUGCUCGGCUCCCCGUCAUUCACCCAGGCGGAUUACAUCCUCCCUUCUGUAGCCAGCGAGGCGGACACGGCCACGUUUCUUGCGUCGGUGCAGAAGCAGCUGGUGUCGGUGUCGGAUUUUUACACGCCACCCAAAACGCCGAUCAGCGAGGUUGCGAGACCGGGGGAAGGGACGGGGACAAGGAAGCAGGUUUAUCCGGCAUUGAUCAUCAAGGCGGCAAGGACGCAGACGACGGAGGAGUAUCAGCAGCAGGGGGAAAAGGUGAGGCAUCAUUCUAUUGCCAGCUCGGGGUUGGACACGCCGCCUGCGUCGCCGGCGGAAUCGUUUUGUCCUAGUGGGUUGCGGCCGCCGGUUUUUAGGGAUUCGGCGGCGCUGUCGCGGGGGGCGAUGUCGCCGAGGGAUAUGACGCCCGGGUCGAGAAUUGUGACUCCCACACCGAGGAACAUGACGCCGAUCUCGAGGAACAUGACGCCGAUCUCGAGAAAUGUGACGCCUGUGACGAUGCAGAGCCCGCAUCCGUUGACGGCGCAGAAGCAGAUGGAGCGGGGUGGUGGGUGGGGGAGGCCGAGGGGGCAGGCGGUUCAUCUUGGGGGGCAGGGCUCAACAGGUAGGCCGUAUGGGUUUUCUACGGGGACGGCGUCUUCCCAGAGUUUGAGCCAUAAUGGUGGGAAUAACAACCGGUUGAGACAGGUGGCUACGCUGAGUCACCUGCCGGUUACGUCGUCGUAUGAUGAGGAGGAUUACGGGGAGUUGGAUGAGGAGGAGAGGAGGUUGAUGCCUAUGUAUGGGAGGCGGAGGGGGAGUGGUGGUGGGGGGGAUGGGAAGAAGGCGCUGAAGUGGUUGGGGUUGGCUUGA
This is a messenger RNA of Podospora anserina S mat+, 3144 nucleotides long. RefSeq lists its product as uncharacterized. The record is from RefSeq and is a predicted model, not a curated record. NCBI's taxonomy places the organism in Eukaryota, Fungi, Ascomycota, Sordariomycetes, Sordariales, Podosporaceae. The transcript is spliced from 2 exons. Bases 1 to 3144 code for a protein of 1047 amino acids.